UUGUGUACAUGCUAAUUAAACGAAUUCGGAUAACAAUAUUACUGCUAUUAUUGUGGCUAACUUGGGAUGUGGGGUUGGACGUUCCGUCUGUUUAUAAACUGUUAAAAAAUACAGUUUGAGCUGCUGGAAGAAAACCAGCUUCAAAAUUUAGACAGCAGAUGCACUAACCGAGUGAUAUUUGUCAUUCUGCACACGCAGCCUCCACAUAUCUGAGUGACAUUAAUGUUAUACAGAAAUGUUUUGCAGGUUUAUCCAGCUGCGGAUAGUGUGGUAGGAUCUCUCCAUAUGGCACAGACAGAGAGGAGAGAUGCUCCUGAGCUGCCCGAUUUCUCUCUGCUCAAAAGACUGGCCAGAGAUCAGCUCAUCUUCCUGCUAGAACAGUUGCCAGGGAAGAAGGAUUUAUUCAUUGAUGCAGAUUUAAUGAGCCCUCUUGAUCGAAUAGCAAAUGUCACAAUCUUGAAGCAACAUGAAGUUGACAAAUUGUACAAGGUUGAACUCAAGCAAAUUGUCAGCAAUUCAGACCAGCUGUGCUUCCUGAUACGUCCUCGAAUACUAACUGUGAAGUGGAUUUCAGAGUUAGUCAAUUCAGAUAAGGCGGCUGGGAGAUUUAGAAGAUAUAAGAUUAUAUUUACUCCACAAAAGUUUUAUGCCUGUGAGAUGGUUUUGGAGGAGCAGGGAGUCUAUGGAGAUGUGACAACCGAUGAGUGGAAUUUCUACAUUCUUCCUCUGGAUGAUGAUAUCCUGAGUUUAGAGCUGCCUGAAUUCUUCAGAGAUAACUUUCUGGAGGGAGACCAACGCUGGGUGACCACUGGAGGAAGUGCUCUACAUCUGUUACAGUCUGUCUAUGGUUCCUUCUCAAAGUUUUAUGGGAUUGGUAGAUGUGCCAAGAUGGUGUAUGAAUCCUGGAGAGAGCUAAUGGAGGAGGGGGAACAGAGAACAAAGCAACCUGAAUUCGCUAAAGUCUUUCUUAUUGACAGAGAUGUGGAUUUUGUUACUCCUCUCUGCUCUCAAGUUGUUUAUGAGGGAUUGGUUGAUGACAUUUUUAGAAUAAAAUGUGGCAGUGUAGAGUUUGGGCCUGAAGUCACUUCCUCUGACAAGAGUAUCAAAGUGAUGCUUAACUCUCAAGAUAAAGUGUUCAAUGAAAUAAGGAACGAGCAUUUCUCUAAUGUGUUUGGCUUUUUAAGUCAGAAGGCCAAAAAUCUUCAAACAGCAUAUGAUAAACGGCGUGGGAUGGACAUCCAGCAGAUGAAGGCGUUUGUUGCAGAUGAACUGAAAGGCCUGAAACAGGAACAUCGUCUUCUCAGUCUUCAUAUUGGUGCAAGUGAAUCCAUGAUGAAGAAGAAAACAAAGCAAGACUUCCAGGAAUUGUUGAAGACUGAACAUUCUUUACUUGAAGGCUUUGAGGUCCGUGAAUGUAUCACCUGCAUUGAAGAACAUAUCAACAGACAGGUGUCAAUGAUUGACAGCCUUAGACUCCUUUGCCUGUUGUCCAUCACAGAAAACGGGCUUCUGUCCAAAGAUUAUCGAUCACUUAAAGCUCAGUACCUUCAGAGUUAUGGUAUACAGCACCUGCUGACGUUUGCAAACCUGAAGCAGCUGGGUCUGCUGCAAGAACAGCAAACCGGAGAAACACUGACAGUCAUGGAGAGUAAAGUAGGGAAACUUGUCAAUGACAAGACUGCAGGGAAGCUGACUGAUGCUUUCUCCUCACUGGCUAAGAAGAGCAAUUUUCGAGCUCUGAGUAAAAAACUGGCUCUGGUACCAAAGUCCGGGGAGGAAUAUGAUCUUCGCGUUCCACGAGACAUGGCAUAUGUUUUUAGUGGUGCUUAUAUUCCUCUAAGCUGCAAACUUAUUGAACAGGUGCUGGAGAGAGAUGGUUGGACCGGUCUGGAGGAAGUCACCCGCAUGCUAAAUGGACAGGAAUUUGCUGUAACAGCAGGUGGCAGUAGUAGUUCAGAAGCCAGAAACAAAACUGAUGCUCAAAGGAUUGUUCUAGUGAUGUUCCUUGGUGGCUGCACCUUCUCUGAGAUCUCUGCGCUCCGGUUCCUUGGCAAGGAAAGAGGUUGCAGAUUCAUAGUGAUCACUACAGCCAUCACAAACAGUGCCCGGCUUCUGGAAGCAUUACUGGAUAGCCAUUCUUGAGUCUGUCACAGCAUUCCACAAGAGGACACUUUAUGACCAAUCCUAAGAAAGCAAAAAGGACAGAAUAUGUACUAAUCACCCUGGACAGCUACAUCUCCCAAAAACAAAUGGACUGUUAGAGGGGAUGACAAUAAGAUGUGUUCGGUCUUAAAGGGGUAGUUCACCCAAAAAGGAAAACUCUGUCAUCAUUCACUCACUUUUAUGUUGUUUUAAAUCUAUAUGACUUCCAUUUUUCUCUGCAGAACAUAAUAGAAGAUAUUUUGAAGAUUGUUCAUAACCAAACAGCUUUGGUUAUGAGCAAACAAACAAACAAACAAACAAAAGGCUUUUUAAAAAAAAAAAUGUUUCACAGAAAAAAGGAAAGUUGAAUAAAUGAAGACAGAAUUGUCAUUUUGGGUAAACUAUCCCUUUAAUCGUCAGUGCAGGUGCCAUCUGAAUUUAUGAAUGGACAAGUGGCAAACACAGGAUACAAAUUUGCACUUUAUAAUAUUUUUCUGAAUAGAAAAAAAAAACCUUCAGAGUGUGGCAAGAACUGUAUUAACUGAUUUAAGACUGAACAAUAAAGAGUUACUGGUGUCA
This is a messenger RNA of Megalobrama amblycephala (Wuchang bream), 2721 nucleotides long. It is a transcript of the gene vps33b, whose product is annotated as VPS33B late endosome and lysosome associated. The record is from RefSeq and is a predicted model, not a curated record. The coding region runs from base 223 to 2142 and encodes 639 amino acids. Gene Ontology annotation, biological process: vesicle-mediated transport; intracellular protein transport. Lineage: Eukaryota; Metazoa; Chordata; Actinopteri; Cypriniformes; Xenocyprididae. The transcript is spliced from 23 exons. Gene Ontology annotation, cellular component: lysosome; CORVET complex.